This is a messenger RNA of Diospyros lotus (date-plum), 1840 nucleotides long. RefSeq names its product putative 12-oxophytodienoate reductase 5. The record is from RefSeq and is a predicted model, not a curated record. The coding region runs from base 437 to 1459 and encodes 340 amino acids. The transcript has 5 exons. Lineage: Eukaryota; Viridiplantae; Streptophyta; Magnoliopsida; Ericales; Ebenaceae. Gene Ontology annotation, molecular function: FMN binding; oxidoreductase activity.
GAGUCUGUCACGUGCCGUGACGGUCGUUACUGAUUCCGUCACGGCGUGACGGUUACGGUGUGUGCCGUUAUGUAUCCGCGUGACGUUAACGGUGUUUGUGCCGGUAUGGAUCCGCGUAACGGCCGGUGACUUAGAUCUGGACCGGAUCGGGGUUCUCAGCUGCGAGGAAAGUGCUGUGUGACGGUUGUUCGUGGAUCGCUGUAAGAUCUAGGGUUUCAGUAGCACUCGCAAACUCCGAUCUGCUUUCUGAAGCAUCCGGUUGAAUGAUCCACCUGACCUGCUUGAAGUCCUUAGUUCUUUGACAGGCUCGGUUGAAGGCCUGACGCUUUUGUUCGCCGGGUUACUUGUACAAACAUUUGGGUGCUAUGUUUGUAAAUUUCUUCCGUCUUUAGAGAGAAUAGUCUGUACUCGAAAAGCUACGGAAUCCAUAGUUGUUAUGGCACCAAUGACCAGAAGUAGAUCUUACGAGAACGUUCCACGGCCACAUGCAGCAAUUUACUACGGCCAACGAGCGUCCAAUGGGGGCCUUCUCAUUGCUGAAGCAACUGGAAUAUCUGACACUGCACAAGGGUAUCCGGAAACACCAGGAAUUUGGACCAAAGAGCACGUCGAGGCUUGGAAACCGAUUGUGCAAGCGGUUCACCAAAAGGGUGGGACCUUUUUCUGUCAAAUUUGGCACGUUGGCCGUGUCUCCACGUUUGACUUCCAGCCCAAUGGUCAAAAUCCAAUCUCGUCUACUGACAAGGGAAUUACACCUGGUUAUGCUGGAGUGCAGUGGGCUCCUCCUCGCCGUCUGAGAAAGGAGGAGAUCCCUGGCAUUGUCGAUGAUUUCAGGCUUGCUGCACGUAAUGCCAUUGAAGCUGGAUUUGAUGGAGUUGAGAUUCACGGAGCAAACGGGUACCUGAUUGACCAGUUCCUGAAAUCUGGCGUGAACGACAGAACUGACGAGUACGGUGGCAGUUUAGAGAACCGGUGCCGCUUCGCACUAGAAGUAGUGGAAGCAGUAACCAGGGAGAUCGGAGCUGACAGGACGGGAUUCAGGAUGUCACCCUUCCUGGAUUUCAUGGAGAUGAGCGACGAAGACCCUGUAGGCCUCUGCGUUUACUUGGCCACCCAACUCAACAAGUACAACAUCCUCUACCUGCACGCAAUCGGCCCCAGGGUUUCCCGCCACAGAGAACCCCACUGGACCCUUGACCCCUUCAGGCAGGCUUUCAACAACACUUUCAUCGCCAACGGUGGGUACACCAGAGAGGAUGGCAACCAGACCAUAGCGGAGAACAAGGCGGAUUUGGUGUCCUACGCAGCCCUGUUCUUGGCCAACCCAGACUUGCCCAAGAGGUUCGCGCUGGACGCCCCACUCAACAAGCCCGACAGAGCCACUUUCUACACUCAAGAUCCCGUGGUUGGCUACACAGACUACCCAUUCCUGGAAGAGCCCGCUUCUUCUGCUAAUUGAUUUCUCCCAAUCAUAUCAUAUGUUUGUUAGAAGAAGACCAAAUAAUUGAAGUGAUGGAAGUGUUUAAUUAUUUAUUAUGAUUUGCAAGGGUCUUUUUGUGUCGGUACGUAUGUAUGUCAGGCGCUGGGUAAUAAUAAUAUGGGGGCUGAGAAUGUCGUCCGUGUGGAACCUACAACGGAGAAGUGGUGGUAGUAGUGGUGGUAGUAGUAGUAAUAGUAGUGGCCUGGUUGCCUGGCUGGCUUAUGGUUUCUGAUUCUGAGUGUCGCUUUAGGGUGAAGUCGUCACAUAAUGUGCAACAACAACGACGUUUACACUUCGUUGGUGGAUUACUUUGUUAUCGUGCUUUUUAAAAGUAAUGUUGAGAGUUUGUCUGCUUGUUUA